Pistacia vera is the source of this 1742-nucleotide messenger RNA. RefSeq lists its product as uncharacterized. Lineage: Eukaryota; Viridiplantae; Streptophyta; Magnoliopsida; Sapindales; Anacardiaceae. Bases 155 to 1735 code for a protein of 526 amino acids. The transcript is spliced from 10 exons. Gene Ontology annotation, cellular component: endoplasmic reticulum; Golgi apparatus. The record is from RefSeq and is a predicted model, not a curated record.
CUGAGUUCCUCAUUUUGUCGUCUCCUUCGAAACCCGACCGGACCUCCCUCUAUAUUUUCUUACUGUGAUCUGAUCUCUGUUCGACGUAAACACAGUUUCUUUUAAGUAGAGAAACUGUUGUUUCGGUUGAGGGAAUUGUUUCUGAAGAGGGAGAAUGACUGAUCUUCUCACCAUGGACGAGAAUUCAGCUAUUAUCGAGCAAAUUCUUAGAGAAGACGAGCUGGAGAACAGCACCUACUACUAUAAGCCAAAUGAUUACGCCUGGCAAACGGUGUCGUAUCGAAAGAAAUCCUCGAAACCAUCGCAUACAGAGAAUUCAAUCACUGAUCGCCGCCCUAAUGGUGGUGCCACUACUUCUGAUAUCUUCCGGUCGAUCGAACAACAAUCGGAGGAUCGUCGACGCCGAAUGGUCGAGGCCCAGACGAAGGAAGACGUCGCCGUUGAUGGAUCUAAGAGGCAUUCUGAUGAAGAUGACGAUAGUGAUGUUGAACCUCCCGUUGCCGACGCGGAGGUAAAGAAAGUUAAACAGAAGAAGCCCAAGAAGCCUAAAGUUACGGUGGCGGAGGCAGCUGCGAGAAUUGACGCCGGUGAACUCGGAGCUUUUCUCGUUGACAUAACUGCUUUGUAUGAGAAACAGCAAGAUAUACAGCUGAUGCGAUUCGCGGAUUACUUUGGUCGUGCGUUUGCAUCUGUGAGUUCGUCUCAGUUUCCUUGGUUGAAGACGUUCAGAGAGUCCACUGUUGCCAAGAUAGUUGAUAUCCCUCUUUCUCAUAUCGCUGAAGAUGUUUAUAAGACAUCAGUUGACUGGCUCAACCAGCGAUCUUUUGAUGCACUUGGAUCCUUUGUGUUAUGGUCAUUGGACAGCAUUCUCGCCGUCCUUGCAAGUCAUCAAGGAGCUGUUAAGGGUUCUAAAAAGGUUGUUCAACAAGCAUCGUCCAAGUCUCAGGUAGCCAUAUUUGUGGUUUUAGCCAUGGUACUGCGACGGAAACCUGAUGUAUUGGUUAGUUUAUUGCCUAUAAUGAGGGGAAAUCCCAAAUAUCAAGGACAAGAUAAGCUUCCUGUCACCAUCUGGAUGAUUAUGCAGGCCGCCCAAGGAGAUUUGGCUGUAGGGCUGUACAUAUGGGUGCAGGUUCUCUUGCCCAUGUUGAGUGGCAAGUCAAGUUGUAAUCCACAGGCUAGAGACCUGAUUUUACAGCUGGUGGAGAGAAUAUUAUCCUCUCCAAAAGCCCGCCCUAUUUUAUUAAAUGGUGCUUUCAGAAAAGGGGAGCGCCUAGUGCCACCGUCAGCUCUUGAGAUUUUGAUGAGAGUCACCUUUCCAGCAUCAUCAGCUCGAGUUAAGGCAACUGAAAGGUUUGAGGCUGUUUAUCCAACCCUAAAAGAGGUUUCCCUUGCUGGUGCUCCUGGUAGCAAAGCCAUGAAACAAGUUGCACAGCAGAUAAUGCAGUUAGCACUUAAAGCUGCUGGAGAAGGAGUUCCUAACCUAUCAAGUGAAGCAAGUGACAUUUUGAUUUGGUGCUUGACUCAAAAUCCUGAAUGUUACAAGCAAUGGGAUAUGGUUUAUCUGGAUAAUCUUGAAGCAAGUGUUGCCGUUCUGAGAAAGCUGUCUGAUGAAUGGAAGGAGCACUCUGUUAAAUGUCCUACGUCUGAAGCUUUGAGGGAAGCUCUAAAGAGUUUUAGGCAGAAGAAUGAGAAAGCCAUACAAAGUCAGAAGAUACUGCCCGCAUGGCAUUAUUGAGGAGGCA